AACCACAGGUCGUCUCCGUUGCGCGGGCACCAGUAGAGCGGGCCCGAACCCGGACGCUAGCUGUCACGCUUACGCACACGCAAACGUUUCAUAGUAACACCGUAUCGUAUCCACCAAUUGGAGGAUGGCUUCGGACCGGGGUUUUUUUUUUACACUUUUCUUUUGGUGUGUGUGUGCCGUUGUUGGUUGGUUUUUGUUUGUCUUUUAUCUGUACGCCUUUUGCGUCUGUUUCAACCCCCCCCCCUCUCCCUGCCCCUUGCUCGUUUACCAACCGAACCCCGCCUUCCUCCACAAACGGGGCUCGGGUUUCCCCUACCGCGUGCCUUAUUUGUUUAUCCGAUUUUUAGGCGAUCCCUUAGCGCUUAGGGAGGAUACAGCGGCAAUGUGCAAUUGUUGAAACAUUUUUGAAUCAGUUGCUUUUGAAUGUUCGGCGAGGAAUGUGUUACGCUCGACAGCAGCAGCUGUGGUGACCGCCGUCUCGUGCUAACCGUUGCGUGGUGUUUGCAAAAACCGGGUGCGUGUGUGAGUGAUCCGUGAUUGUGCCGUGAAUUUGGUCGAUUGCAGGCAAACUGUGGCAAACUGUGUUUGUUGCGUGCGGUGCGUACCUGGUGUCUAAGGAUCUGUGCGUGUGUGUGUGUCGAAGUGGUUUCGUGAAAGGGCAAAACAAAAAACACACAAAGGGAGCAAUAGUAGCGAGAGAUGAGCUUGCCCAGCGGUGUCGAUAUGUCGAACCUGAUGCAGCAACAUCCGGUACUCGGUGCGCUGCCGCCAGCAUUUUUCCUACGGGCGGCCUCGGAACGCUAUCAACGCACGCCCAAGUGUGCCCGCUGUCGCAACCAUGGAGUGGUUAGUGCACUGAAAGGACACAAGCGGUACUGUCGCUGGCGGGACUGUGUCUGCGCUAAAUGUACCUUAAUCGCGGAACGUCAGCGGGUCAUGGCGGCACAGGUUGCACUCCGCCGACAGCAGGCCCAGGAGGAGAAUGAGGUGCGCGAUCUUGGUUUGCUGUACGGGACGACGGGAGUGCACGGGGUCGGGCAGACACCACCGAGCGAUCCUGGCGCUGUGCAGUCGGUGGGCCAGUUUCAUGGUGGGAUACCGUCGCCACCGAACGAUGCCGAGAGUGCUACCCACCAUAGCUACACAUCGGCCGACGCAGAUACAGAUGUACAGCGAAUGCGAACGGAGCAUAUGCACUCAGCCUACUCGCCCAAUCGCAGCGAACCCGACAGUCCUGGGCCGAAGCGUCAACGCAUAUCAACCGAGACAGAUCACGACACGGAGUCCGAAUCAUCGCCCAGCAGUCCCCGGCACAAGUCCUCCCUGUUUUCCCUCCCGCUGGACAAACAAUCGCCGAGUCAAACCGGCCCGCCCAGCUCACCCGAGUCGGACCUGGACGUGGACUCGACACCGGACGAUUCGAUCGCGCCCGAAAAUUUAAGCCUCAAGAAGGACUCGCAUGUAUAUAGCAAGCCACCAGCGACGCUAGUACCGGUAACGAACGGUGGUGCCGGCUUUCUGCCUUACAGCCAACAACCGGUCGCGACCCAGUACCAGCAAGCCAUCGGUGUCAGUGCCUCCCAAGCCUCGAGCCAACGCUCACCGGUGGAUGUCCUGUUGCGAGUGUUCCCGAACCGGCGCCGGAGCGAGGUGGAGCUACUGUUGCAACGCUACCGGGGCGAUGUAGUACAGGCGAUGGAAGCGAUGCUCUGCGGUGACGAUGCACUCCACACCCCCAUCAGUUUUCCAACACCUUCACCAUCUUUUACAGUGAAGUCGGCAUUCUCGCCAUUGAUGCCUUCCGGAACGUUCAGUAGUCCGGCGGUACGGUACUCGUUUCUGCAGCAGGCCCACACCAAGCGCUUCCUGUCCGCACCGUACACCGGUACCGGCUACCUACCGACCAUCCUGCAAGAUCCGGAACAACCGCCUCAACCCCAGCAGGACCAGCAGGGUCUCGGACCGAACUGUGCACCUGCCGCAGCCAACAGCCCAUGUGUGGAUGGUACCGAGUAAGUGAUCCAGCGAGUAUCCAGAGCUCUCCAGAAGAAGAAGAAGAAGAAAAAACAAAAUCUGUCUCCUAUCAUCAUUAUCCGCUUGCAUUCAACGCACCAAAACAGCAACAUUGUCCGGGAUCUCGCACACUCGCAUACCAUCUCGGAGUCUCGAGAGUCCUCCAGAGAUCCUCCACGCGCGACUACUCCUCGCACAGUAGCUGUGCUGAGUGAGUGGUGCCAUUUGGUUGAAGAUUCUUUGCGUUCCUUCUCUCCCUCUGCGUCUCCCCCUUCAUGCCGUCCCCCUACUCGCCUGUUCCCUUCUCCCUCCUAUAUAAACCAACCAGAGGGCGCUGCUGAUGGUGAUGAUUAUUAUUAUUAUUAUGAUGGUGACGAUAAUGAUAAUGAAGAUGUUGAUGAAGUGGAAUUAUGAUUACUUUUAAAUGUAAAUUGUUACCGCAGGGAUUUUUCCUUCCUUUGCUUUUCCGGCGUUUUCCAUCGCUCGGAAGUGGUGCACUGGAUACUGAGAGAAAACAAAAAUCUUCACUUGAGGCUUAUUUGGAGCAUUGGUAACUGACAUACCAUACCGGCGGCAGCCAUUUCCUCAGCUGUGCUUCUCAUUCCGAAACACUAGAGGGGCGAUGUAAAAGGCAAGCAAACAAAAAGGGAAAUAAUAAUUACACGCGUAGGCUAAACGUUGAAAAACAAUGGCAAACAAACCAACAUACAAAAGCUUCUCAAAAAUGGAAAGAAAGGUAAAAAAAAAAUGGCGGACAAGAUUCUACAUACACGUUUAGUGUGAUUCGUAAUAAAAAAAAGACAAAUACAGAGAAACAAAACACUCAUGCUGCGCUUCACUAGGCAAGGAAGCCACACGAAGCUAAUACUAAUUGAGCCAGCAUUUGUUGUGCCGGGGAAGGGAAUAUCAAUCAGAAGAAAAACAAAAUAUUAUUAAAGCAAAACACACACUAGCAAACUAAACACACUGUUGAAGUAUACAUAACAGUCGACAAAUGAACAAGAGAAAAGGGAGCGAGACAAAAAAAGAACCCGAUACCGAUAACAAAGAAAGCGUAAGGCAAAACAUACAAUAAGUUUGAUGAAAAUGAGUGAAAAGUGUUGUAUAAAAUAUAAAACUAUAAAAAGUAUAUAAUAAAAAUUGACGCUAUAAUAAACUUC
Anopheles stephensi (Asian malaria mosquito) is the source of this 3173-nucleotide messenger RNA. RefSeq names its product doublesex- and mab-3-related transcription factor A2 (gene dmrt99B). Lineage: Eukaryota; Metazoa; Arthropoda; Insecta; Diptera; Culicidae. The coding region runs from base 700 to 2016 and encodes 438 amino acids. Gene Ontology annotation, biological process: regulation of transcription by RNA polymerase II; sex differentiation. Gene Ontology annotation, molecular function: protein binding; DNA-binding transcription factor activity, RNA polymerase II-specific; RNA polymerase II cis-regulatory region sequence-specific DNA binding. Gene Ontology annotation, cellular component: nucleus. The record is from RefSeq and is a predicted model, not a curated record. The transcript has 7 exons.